AUGGGGACCAGUAGCUUUGUCUUCAAGCAUGUCUUCUCGCUUUUAUUGAAUAUUCUCUUCCAACUCUACCAGGCUUUCUACAUGUACAUGCCGUGGAACGAGUCCUCAAUAUCUAAGAACAACAACGGCACGAGCUUCACAAACUCCUUCACCGAUAUUGAAAUAGCAAAGGCUGUCUUCGAUACAGCUUAUGGGACUGUGCUGAGGCAAGAGGCGAAGGACAUCCAAUGGUUUGACCUCUACAGAUAUGCCAGUUUGCGGGAUGUGAUUAUAAUUCGGUUGCAAGAGUCUGGAUGGGAAGACGUCGGUGACAAGUUGCAGGUGGCAUUUGAUAGGUUCCAUGAUGAGACGGAGCCCCUCAACCAGACACAAGUAACAUGGGCAAGAAUCGUCGAGGCAACCAAUUUUCCUUAUGUUACGUCGAAGUUCGAGCCAUUUCUUGAGGCAUCGUUGGAGACAGAAGAGGAGCAGAACCAUGCUCGGAAAGUCCUGUGCAAGAUCUUUGGCGUUCGGGGCACUCUGAAAUCGAAGCAAGACACCAAAAAGGUGCAUGAGACCAGGCUGGCCGUGAUCCAGAACGCUGAGGCUGCCUGGCUCAAUACAGACCGCGAGACUCUGAUCAAUUUCGUCAGUAGAUUGGCGGCUCUCACAGACGAUGAAGACGGGGAUAAAAGAUGGGCGGACUUGCAUGAGAUGGUGGGGGCGGAUCUGGCCUUGAAAGAGGCGCUUGUUGACCAUCGUCGUGCGGUAAAAGACGAGCUGUGA
Colletotrichum godetiae is the source of this 765-nucleotide messenger RNA. RefSeq lists its product as uncharacterized. NCBI's taxonomy places the organism in Eukaryota, Fungi, Ascomycota, Sordariomycetes, Glomerellales, Glomerellaceae. The record is from RefSeq and is a predicted model, not a curated record. The transcript is spliced from 3 exons. The coding region runs from base 1 to 765 and encodes 254 amino acids.